Molecule: messenger RNA, 1085 nt
Organism: Homalodisca vitripennis (glassy-winged sharpshooter)
Lineage: Eukaryota; Metazoa; Arthropoda; Insecta; Hemiptera; Cicadellidae
Product: dnaJ-like protein 60
Exons: 5
Coding region: 319-1026 (235 amino acids)
Source: RefSeq, a predicted model, not a curated record
UACGGAUCGGAGUUAGGUCAAGUGAAGUGACAAACGACUGACAGGAAGUCUUGUAAAUUAUCAGUUCUUGGUUCUACGUUCAUUAGAUUGUUUAUUCAUAUUAUUGGCACUUUUUUGUUUUUAUUGGAUUACUUAUUAUUUUACUUACUAUAUUACAUUUCGAAAAUGUAAGUGGGGCAUUGCAAGAUUUUGUAUUAGUUUUUGCCUGGUUUCUUUUACAGUCAACAGACAAUGUAGAAAAUCACAUCAGUAACCUUUUUUGCCUUAGGAAAAGUGACUUAGAGGUUAGACCCCUAUGGGGGUCUAGACUAUUCAAAAAUGUUUUAUUUACCGAAAAUAUUUCCAGCCUCAAGUAAAGUUUUUAAUAAGAAAUCAAUAAAAGUAUGUUGCUGGUUUCUACGCUACAAAUUUACCUCUAGUGGCAUCUUCAAGACUCAUUACGAGAUUCUUAAUGUGUCAAAAAACAGUUCCUCAAAAGAGAUCAGAGAAGCUUUCAUAACCCUUUCUAAACAGUAUCAUCCUGACAAAAACAAAGACAACCCCAAAGCUCAAGAACAAUUUGUAAAAUUAAAUGAAGCUUAUAAUGUUUUAAUUAAGCCUGAAAGUCGAAGGGAUUAUGAUAUAUCUUUGGAACAACAUUACGGUUACAAUUCCACCAGAGAUGAAUUCCAUCAAGCACAUCAAUAUGAUCCACAAUAUCGAGACCCAUGGAAGGACCCCUCUUUUGCGAGAAACAGAAAUUUUUCGGCAGAAAAUGACAACUAUUAUGGAGUGAAAGGACUAAAAAAGCAGACUAAUGACAGAAUUUUGUUUUGGAUAUUUAUAUUCUUUUCAGCUGGCCUCUUUCUUCAGAUAAGUUUAAUAAGGUUUGCACAUAUAAGGAACUUAGACAACUUACAGAGGCACAGUGAUGCAAACCGACAAUACUUGGAGUAUGUGAGGGCAAGAGCAGACUCAUAUGGAACAAGAGAACGACAAAUUGAGGAAUAUAAACGGCGCAUGGGUUAUGUUGAUCCAGAAAAUUAGUUUCAUAUGAUCUUGUGAUAAUGAGUAAUUAAUUAAUUAAAGUGAAAAUUUGAUCAAUA